UUCAUUCCGCUCUUUCAGCUCUCCAAAUUUUUGAUCGCGAUCUUUGAUCUGAAAUCGUGAGUUUGAGAUGGAGUCCGAUGGCAUUUUGCUCGGAAUGGGGAAUCCGCUCUUGGAUAUUUCCGCCGUCGUCGAUCAAGGCUUCUUAGACAAGUAUGAUGUUAAAUUGAACAAUGCGAUUCUGGCCGAGGAUAAGCACUUGCCGAUGUAUGAAGAAAUGACGUCCAAGUUCAAAGUAGAAUUUAUUGCUGGAGGGGCUACUCAAAAUUCAAUUAGAGUUGCCCAGUGGAUGCUACAAAUUCCUGGUGCAAGCAGCUACAUGGGUUCCAUUGGAAAGGACAAAUUUGGGGAAGAAAUGAAGAAACAUGCAAAGCUGGCUGGUGUUAAUGUCCAUUACUAUGAAGAUGAAUUGCCUACAGGCACUUGUGCCGUAUGUGUACUUGGUGGUGAAAGGUCACUCAUUGCCAAUCUGUCUGCUGCCAAUUGCUACAAACCUGAUCAUUUGAAGAAACCAGAAAACUGGGCUUUGGUGGAAAAGGCCAAAUUCUACUAUAUGGCUGGUUUUUUCCUCACAGUUUCCCCAGAAUCUAUCUUGCUUGUCGCUGAGCAUGCAGCUGCUAAGAACAAGAUUUUCGCAACAAACCUGUCUGCUCCAUUCAUCUGCGAGUUCUUCAAGGAUGCACAAGAGAAAGUAUUACCGUACACAGAUUUUGUGUUUGGAAAUGAAACAGAAGCAUUAACUUUUGCCCGAGUUCAUGGCUACGAGACUGAAAGCAUUUCAGAAAUAGCGUUGAAGAUCUCCCAAUUGCCAAAGGCCUCUGGAGCACACAAAAGAAUCACUAUUAUCACGCAGGGUGCAGACCCCGUAGUGGUUGCAGAGGAUGGGAAGGUGAGGUUGAUCCCUGUCGUUCCGUUGCCAAAAGAGAAACUCAUUGAUACCAAUGGUGCAGGUGAUGCAUUUGUUGGGGGAUUUCUGUCACAAUUGGUUCUUGAGAAGCCAAUUGAAGAGUGCGUAAGAGCAGGUUGCUAUGCAUCGAAUGUGAUUAUUCAGAGGUCGGGUUGCACGUACCCAGAGAAGCCAGAUUUCAAAUAAGUUCUGUUCCUUCUUAAGCUUAGUUGAAUUUUGAAAUGAUGAUAAAAAAAAACUUUUUUUGGCCUGUAGUGCCACACCUGCAAGCUCUAUAUUAUUGCGUGUUAGGGUUCAUUAUAUUUUGUGAACUUAUAGUAUAUCAUUAUCUAUCUGCAUUAUUUCUGGUGAAA
Salvia hispanica is the source of this 1257-nucleotide messenger RNA. RefSeq names its product adenosine kinase 2-like. NCBI's taxonomy places the organism in Eukaryota, Viridiplantae, Streptophyta, Magnoliopsida, Lamiales, Lamiaceae. Gene Ontology annotation, molecular function: adenosine kinase activity. Gene Ontology annotation, cellular component: cytosol; nucleus. Gene Ontology annotation, biological process: purine nucleobase metabolic process; purine ribonucleoside salvage. The record is from RefSeq and is a predicted model, not a curated record.